Molecule: messenger RNA, 1992 nt
Organism: Leishmania braziliensis MHOM/BR/75/M2904
Lineage: Eukaryota; Euglenozoa; Kinetoplastea; Trypanosomatida; Trypanosomatidae
Exons: 1
Coding region: 1-1992 (663 amino acids)
Cellular component (GO): cytoplasm
Molecular function (GO): protein binding; calcium ion binding
Source: RefSeq, a predicted model, not a curated record
AUGUCGUCCUUCAAGGCAGAGAAUAUCAUCCGUGACAAGUUGGAUUCGGCGGAGUUGUCGCUGUCUGGCAUGCGCUUGACUUCGCUCGACGCGUUGGUGCCUCUCCUAGCGAAGAUGCCGCACUUGCGUUGCCUGAACGUGUCACACAAUGAGCUCCAUGACCUCCCAAUGGACCUGUCGGCCCUGGCCAAGCUGGAAACACUCGACCUCAGUUCCAACCCUCUUGAGGGUGUUCGCCCCAUUCUGCACGGUCUGCAGUCGCUGCCACGCCUCUCUUCCCUCUCCGUGAGUUUUCCAGCACCGGCGGAGGAGACGGAGGAGCAGCUGGUCAUGGAGCUUCCCAACCUUACCUGCUUGAACGGCAUCACCCUGGUGGAUCCGACAGAGGGGGAGGACGAGGAGGCCGGUGCUGCCAACCGUGACAUCGCUGCGGCCGCAAGGACGGCGCUGGUGGACAACGCGUACUGGACAACGACGGACUCGGCAGGGAUCGAAAGCCUCUUCGCCGAUGUCAGCCGCCAAGACGCCUUCACGACACAGGAGUUUUUUGAUUACAUGAACCGCGUCGUGCAGCACGUCUCGUGCUUGACGGCGGCGGAGGAGGACGCAUUCGCGCAGGAGGGCGAAGUGCUCAAAGCGCGGCGCCUCCUCUACGAGUUCUGCUUUGGCGAUGUCAUCCGGCACGCCUUUAAGGAUGGCCACGACGUUCUCGGCCGACAGCUGCAGGCGUUGCAGCGCUACGAGUCGGCAAUGAUGGAUCAGUACGACACGCACUGGCGCCGCAUACUGCGAGAUCGUAAUAGCAGACUGGCGCGCACGAAGCGGGACGUGCAGGACGCCAUGGAGGACAUCCGGUCUCUCGUCCAGCGUGUUCCUGAAGAAGAGGCGCAUGGGUCUCUGCGUGAGGUGGAGGACUUGGGGCGCGGAAGGGAGGAGGCGCCGUGUGGCGGUCGUGCGAGUGCCAGCGCGUCGCAUGGAGCAACUCCAUUGGCGAGCACGAGAAACACCACCCACAUGGACGUGAGCCGUCUAGGCGUCUCCCCGCAGCCACUGCCGCCGGCUGGGUUCACGCAGCUCUCACAGCGGCUGUCCUCGGAGCCGAAGGCGCGGAGGCCGACCUUCACGAAGGUGCUCUCUCUGAAGCAGCUGAAAGAAAUUAUCGAAGACAUCUACACCUCUAAAGUCAAGUACGACGGCAAGUGCAAGCAGAACCAGCUGCCGCGCGAGACAAUGGAGCAGCACAUGUACACCUACCUGAACCAGAAGUAUGGACUGAGGGAAAUUAUUUUAGAGUGGGCCACCGCCAUUGUGGAGGCCGUGCGACGCUACGCGCCGGAGGAUAACGACGUUGCCGUGUUUGGCAAAGUGUUGCGCAACGAGGUCGAUGAGGAGUUCCGCUUUGUCCAGCAGCACGUGCGUGAGGCGGUGAAGGAGCUCUUGCACAUGCACAUCAGGGCGAAGCGGCCGCACGACGGUGUGAUGGAGCUGAACCGAGCACUCCAGAAGUUAAUGAACGGCCCGGUUGCCGAGGACGCGUGGAAGGAAGUGGUCAACUACAUGUACAAUGCAGACGACACUGCCCUCAUCACGAGCAUUAUCCAUCAGUAUCUCUACCGCCAGUCCUCGCCAAAGCUGCAGCGACGCAGAAAAGAGGAGCUGAGGCUAUCGCCGACGGCGGUGUACCCGCAGCUGCUGUGCAAGGACUUUGUGCGGUUACUUUUAGACUUUCAGCUGGACGGGCACGUGCGCUUCUUGGAGCCUUACGUAGAGAUAUUCCGGCGACACGACAGAGACCAGAACGGCAUUGUGAACGGCUUCGAGUUCGCCUCCAUCGUGCGUGAGCUAGACCCAAGCAAGUCAGAGGAGGCGGUAAAGUCCAUGGUGGGGGAGAUCGAUCCACACGGAAGUCAACUGAUCACCUUCUCGGAUAGCAUUGCCUUCCUGAAUGACGAACUGCUCAAGCUGUUCUCCUCCCAUCACGAUACGCAGUAG